AGAGAGGAACGAUCUCGGAGCGACAGACAGACAGAAGAAAAGAGAGAGCGAGAGAGGUUGAGUGAGUGAGUGAGUGAGUGAAUGAGUAAGUGAGAAACACAUUUAGGAUACUUCCAAAUAAGCGUAACACUAAACGGAUGAAAAAUGACUAGUCAAUUGGAAGAAGAUAUCCACGACCGGGGAGACAGGAAGAGUAAACCGCCCACCCUGCUCUCCUCCUACUGCAUCGACAGUAUUCUGGGCCGACGGAGCCCCUGUAAAGUCAGGCUGAUAGGGGCGCAAAGUUUGACAGCUCUACCCAGGAGACAGGACGACGACAAGCAGACGGAAGGCUCAACUAAAGACAACCUGUCCCCAGACAUUCACCUUCCACCAAAGCUGCGCCGACUCUACGGACCAGGCGGGAAGUAUCUGGACCACGGACGGGUUUUAGUUCACGACCUCGAUGAGAAAUUGGAUAGGGAAAGGCUUCUGGUGGACCAAGCCUGCGAGAGUCUCAAAAUCAACCAGGCUCCACAGGUGAGCAUCAGCCGGAGCAAGUCAUACCGGGAGAACGCGUCCCUAAGCCGGGGAGAGGGAGGUCAGAGCCCCACUGGUGUGCCGGAGGAUGGACCCGGGCUGAGACUAGGGCUGAUGAAGUUCGAGGACGCGGGGAAAGAAGAGGAGAGCUGUGGGGACGCGAUGGGUCUCUCCCCGAAGGACGAGGAGAGGGAGAGCAUCCACGCCGGGGAUGGAGACGUGAGGGACGGCGAGGACAACGUGUGUCUGUCGGCAGGCAGUGACUCGGACGAAGGGAUGCUAAAACGCAAGCAAAGAAGAUACAGGACUACAUUCACCAGCUAUCAGCUGGAGGAACUGGAGAAGGCUUUCCGGAAGACACACUACCCCGACGUCUUCACCAGAGAGGAGCUUGCGAUGCGGCUGGAUCUGACCGAGGCGCGCGUGCAAGUGUGGUUUCAGAAUCGUCGUGCUAAGUGGCGUAAGCGUGAGAAGGCUGGUGUCCAGACACACCCCUCUGGCCUCCCUUUCCCCGGUCCCCUUUCUGCCACGCACCCCCUCAGCCACUACCUGGAUGGGGUUCCCUUCUCCACACAUCACCACCCCGCCAUGGAGUCUGCCUGGACCGUCGCAUUUCCUGGUCUAGCUCCUCACCAUAGCAACCACUCACCCCAGCACCAAGGGACACCGCUGGGCCUUGGAACAUUCCUAGGUGCAACUGCCAUGUUCCGUCACCCCACCUUCAUCGGGCCCACCUUCGGCAGGCUCUUCUCCAGUAUGGGCCCUCUGACCAGUGCUUCCACUGCUGCCGCACUCCUCCGCCAGCCUGGCCUGUCCAUCAAGACUCCCUCCAUCCCUCCCCCGGUCCUCUCUGACCCUUCCUCCUCCCCAUCGCCCUCCUCCUCGGCUGCAGCAGACCGCAGGGCCUCCAGUAUUGCAGCUCUAAGGAUGAAGGCUAAAGAGCACUCUGCUCAGAUCACCCAGAUCCACAUCCUGCCCAGCGGAGCUCCAGGGAAGGAGAUUAAAAACUACGAACUCAGGGGGGGGUCAACUCCAUGACACCUGCUGCUUGGACACACACACACACACACUUUCUCGAGUCCAGAGAGAGAGCAAGAACCAGAACUAAAACCAGUUGAUUCAGUGGACCACGUGAACCCAGUGCCAAAGCAGAGUCUGAGGUCUCCAUCCAAGCCAAAGCAACCUGUCCACAGACCUUCCUGUCCUACCCUGCAACCCAACCUGAACCUACUGGCUCAAUCUAACCUGCAUCACGUUUCUUCUCCUGUCUUCAUUUUCACUUCCUCACUAAGCAGCACAUGAUUGAUCCUUUUGGAGUAAACAAAAUAUCAUUUUCAGGCUUUCAGCAAAUUGAGUUUUAAUUUAAGGACAAAUUACAUACAUUUUUGAUUCUGUCCGGUGACUCUUAUGGCUGAAGUGAGAAAGUAAACUGGUGUAAAUAUUAUUGUAAAAAAUUAGGGGGAAAACUAACAAAAAAAUUAUAAUUUUCAAAAAACAUAGCCUUGCAUAUUUGAAAAGAGACCAUGCGUGAGAAGUUGCACUCGGUGUUACGUUGUAUGGAUUGAGAUGUGGCCCUGAGACUUCCCCCAUGGUUAUGAGCUAUCAUAGGUUUUUACAUUACAAUUCAUGUCGAAACUGUUCCCCAACAGAUUGAGUGCAGGGUGUCAUGUAAAAAUGUUCCCCACAGGGCAGGAUUUUUUAUUAUUGUUAAAGUGAUUGUACAUUUCCUGGUUUAAAAAUAAAUAGAAAAAAAACAUAAUUUAAUAAAUGAGUGGUGAAAUUAAAUAUUGCUUAGAUUAUUAUUUCAAUCCAUUAUAGAACUGACAGAAGCCAGGAAUUUUAAACAUGUGAAAUAGAAUUAUAGAACUAUUA
This is a messenger RNA of Salmo salar (Atlantic salmon), 2391 nucleotides long. Its product is annotated as aristaless-related homeobox protein. Gene Ontology annotation, molecular function: RNA polymerase II transcription regulatory region sequence-specific DNA binding; DNA-binding transcription factor activity, RNA polymerase II-specific. The record is from RefSeq and is a predicted model, not a curated record. Gene Ontology annotation, biological process: regulation of transcription by RNA polymerase II. NCBI's taxonomy places the organism in Eukaryota, Metazoa, Chordata, Actinopteri, Salmoniformes, Salmonidae.